CGUCCUCGUAUGGAAAUCAUGCAUUACAAAUCCUUUUCUUGAGGUAAAUCAGCAUUACAAAUUUCAUUUCUCAUGCUGGGGAAACUUGUAAUGCAUUUAUACGAGUACGAUACUUUUGCAAUUCAUAGAGACUAUCCAGUGCCAAUAUCGAUCUGGGUCUGGAAGAGGAAGGUUGCAACUUGUGACACUGUCUUUGGAUCUUAA
Molecule: messenger RNA, 204 nt
Organism: Amoebophrya sp. A120
Lineage: Eukaryota; Dinophyceae; Syndiniales; Amoebophryaceae
Source: the annotation of a GenBank genome assembly